UACCUUCCCUCUCUUUCUCUGGAGAGCACACAUAUACCUUGUAACAACAACUAAAAAACAAACAAACAACAAAAAACCUUUUUUAUUGUACUUGAUGUCUUCCUUCUGCCAGCUUUUGGGAAAUAGGAACAAUAGGCAUCUCUCUCUCCUCAUCCUCAGUCUUUAAUUUGUGUAAUGUCCCAGAACACCUUCCUUAUAACAUCUGUCUCCCCGCUCUUGCAUAUGCCUGAAUAAUAAGCCAAAGAUUGUCUUAUAACCAAAAAAUGUGGUUUCUACUUAAUUCUACUAAGGGAGCCAGAUCCCGCAUGACUGACCAUGGUUUGAAUCCCAGCUCCAGUGGCUUGAAAAACAUUCUGGGCACUUGUGUGCAUAUUCCCCAAACCCCAACAGAAUGGAGAAACGGAGAAGCGGGGAUUGUGCCCUUGGAGGGUUGCUUUCUCCCUCUCCCUCCAUCUCUGGCAACCACACAUUGCCCUCUUGCAAAAAGAGGCUCUAAGGAGUAUGCAGGAGGACAGCGCUCUAGCUAGCUAGCCUAGAAAACGUGCUCUCAAAACCCGCCCCCACGCAGGAGGCAGGGUUUUUCUUUGGGGCAAACCCGCUGGUUGGGAGGGGAGGUGGCAAAACCUGUUUGAAGAUGAGGUUACCUCCCUUCCACACCUCCCUCCUUGGAAGCAAGGGCACCAACAGCUGAGACAGAAACGGGGAAGGGCCAAGGGGCUGGGACACCCAGCUCCCGACAGCGGAAGCCGGAAGCCUAUCGAGACGGGAGAACGUGUGAAGAUGGGGACCGUACAAGAGGCAGAAAAAAAGACAUUAGAUAUUGGGGUCGGGGAGAAUGCAGAAGCAGCAGAGCCAGGAGCAGCCCUGAGCCUUGGGGAACUGGAGCUGAAGGAGGAAUGGCAGGAUGAUGAAUUCCCUCGAUUGCUUCCUGAGGAGGCUGGCCCUUCUGAAGACCCUGAGGACCCCAACAGAGACUCACAGGCAGGUACCCCCAGCACCUUAGCGCUGUGUGGCCGGCGCCCCAUGCGUAAGCGUCUUUCCGCCCCCGAGUUGCAGCUGAGUCUGACCGAGGGGCCUGGAGUUAAAGGAGCCUCUCCCAUCCACUCUGCACCUUCCUCUCCUGAUGGCAGUUCUGACUUGGAGAUAGAUGAAUUGGAGACGCCUUCAGACUCCGAGCAGCUGGACAGUGGACACGAAUUCGAAUGGGAAGAUGAUCUACCCCAGGCAGAGGGUCUAGGGGCCAGUGACGCAGCAGAAAGGCUGGGCCGAGGUUGUGUGUGGGAUGUGGCUGGAGAAGAUGGUCAUCGCUGGAGGGUAUUCCGUACAGGACAGCGGGAGCAGCGAGUGGACAUGACUGUCAUUGAACCCUAUAAGAAAGUCCUAUCUCAUGGAGGUUACCAUGGUGAUGGCCUCAAUGCUGUCAUCCUCUUUGCUUCCUGUUAUCUUCCCCGGAGCAGCAUCCCCAACUACACCUAUAUCAUGGAACACCUAUUUAGGUAUAUGGUGGGCACCCUGGAGCUGCUGGUAGCUGAAAAUUAUCUGCUUGUUCACUUGAGUGGAGGCACGGCCAGGGCCCAAGUCCCACCUCUGAGCUGGAUACGCCAGUGUUACCAUACCCUGGAUCGACGGCUCCGGAAAAACCUGCGAGCCCUGGUGGUUGUCCACGCGACAUGGUAUGUGAAGGCAUUUCUGGCCCUGCUUCGGCCCUUCAUCAGUUCCAAGUUCACACGAAAGAUUCGAUUUCUGGACAGCCUGGGGGAGCUGGCCCACCUCAUCUCCCUGGACCAAGUCCACAUCCCUGACGCUGUCAGACAGCUGGACCAGGAACUCCAUGGCUCAGGAGGGACCUAGCACAGGCUUGGCUGGAUACAGAGCUUCAGAACCAAGCAGACAGUGAUCUGCCUACACCCUAAUCCCCAAAACAUCUGAACUGUCCCGAUAUAUCUCAUCCUCAGCCGCCGUUCCACUGGGUCUUCAGUUCUCCAUGGGAUGCCAUCCCUCAAGGUCCUGCCUUCAGGAGAGUCAUGAUGGCAAAAUCAUGACCCUUGCCAUCCCUCAAAGACCCUGCCUUCAGAAGGGUCAUGACUUUGAGGUUGGGAUCCUGAUCUGCUGGGUGACUUCCAUUUCAGCUGGCCAGGGGGAAGGCUGAGUAUAGUGGCAUUUUGCAGGGGGAGUGCAGAGCCUUGGGUUUUAAACCUGCCUUAGCUGUAGAACCUUGGGCAAAUGCUCCACCUAACGAUGCCAUCUCUCAGGGUCUUCUUUUCCUCCUCUGGGGGUGAAGGGAUUGCGAUCCUUUCUACGGGAGAAGGGUGGUAUUUUAGCAGUCUGUGAAGGGCAAGGGGUGGAUGGAAAGAGCCUGCCUGGUGCUAGCCCAGCAUCUUGAAGAUCUCCAAGAAGAUACCGUUGUAUGCUGGUCUCCUUCCGAGACAAGCCUGCCGCUGGUGCGCCCGGGGAGCGCUUUCCAAGCCUGUACUGUUGCCUUCUUCGCAAACUCCGGUCUGUAGUGGCUAAUAAACGGUGAUGAGAGAUUUAAGCGCUGCCCCAGGUAGUGAACCGCUUUCCCCCAGCCCUUACAUCACAAUCCGCCUUUGGGUUCUGGCCCGGAGUUCUUGCUGCAGAGGUUCUCCGGGGAUUUUCGCUGGGCCCCUGGGGCUGUGGGAGCGCCCCGCUGAGAGAGGACAGGACGUGGGGGAGGGGCGUGGCGCGUGCCCCAGCCCCCCCGCGGGCCUCGGUUCAAACGCCUGGGAGGUCGAGAGCCAGCUGAAGGGAGGGAGAAAAGCUAGGAG
Tupaia belangeri chinensis (Chinese tree shrew) is the source of this 2786-nucleotide messenger RNA. It is a transcript of the gene BNIPL, whose product is annotated as BCL2 interacting protein like. The record is from RefSeq and is a predicted model, not a curated record. Gene Ontology annotation, biological process: apoptotic process. Bases 781 to 1851 code for a protein of 356 amino acids. The transcript is spliced from 10 exons. Lineage: Eukaryota; Metazoa; Chordata; Mammalia; Scandentia; Tupaiidae. Gene Ontology annotation, cellular component: cytoplasm.